UAAGUUUACAUUAUACAUAUACGGAUUACGGAAUGCCGUAUAUUCAACGCCAACGUUGACUAAAACCGAGUGAAGAAAUCGAGAUCAAAUUUUCUCUCUCCUCUCUCGCCUGAAAUUGCCAAGUGAAGCAGCAGCAGCAUAACAAUGGCGAUUUUAUCGAGCAAAGGUUGGACCAGCUCCAGAAUUUCCACCAUUGCUUGUCGCGUCUUCUUCUUUGUCAUCUUCCUUCAGAUCCCUCUCUUCAAAGUACCAUGCAGAUCUGGUAUGUGCACAACCCCAGUUCACGUGACAUCUUCUCAAUUAAUUGCCAGUGAUAUCAUUCCUGUACCGGUUGUAAAAACCCUUCUUUUUCCUGGAGCCGUGGUACAUGGACUUGUCAAAAAUUUGACAGUCCCUAGCUGGAACAAUCUCGUGGAUAUCUACAAUCUAACUAGCGUCAAAGAUGCCCCUGUUGCACUUGAUUUGAAGCGCUUAGAGGUUUUGGCAGGUAGCUACUUCUGUGUGGCAGGUGCUUUAAUCGGCAUUCUGAAACCAGGAAGAAUGAGCAUGUUUGGCACACUCCUGAUAGUUUGGGGUCUGGUCAAGGAAGGAAUCCUUGCACGACCGGCAAACACAGAUCCUACACAAUCUAUCUAUGUCUAUCCUACGAUGCUGCUCGCCCUUGUAUGUGCUUUCGCAUCUGUCAAGUAUGAUAUUAAGAAGGCCAUGAGAAAACCUGCUCCUAGACCCACUGCAAAACCUCUUCAGAGCUCUUCAAAGUCCAAGCUGAAAUGAGCUAUCCUGUAAACCCACAUUACCCUGUUUCCUCUUGCUUCCAUGUCUUAUGAGCACGAACUUGCUUGUUCAACUUUCUACUGUUCUUCAUUAGCGGAUUCUUUGUUUUGACGAGAGAGUUGGAUCCAGAGUGGAACAGUUAAACAGAUACGAGGUUUUCAUUUUCCCACAUCGUGUUGAAAGAAGAUUGGAAAAAACAGACCACAUCGUGAUGUUGAAAUGAAUUUCCGCAGCCUCAAGCAAACUUUCACUUGAAUAUUGUUGGCAUGUUAUGUCAAAGCAUUUGGUGGGGUGGGGGUUCUUGAAAAAACUUGUGUGGAUAAUUUCAUUUCGUUACUUUUUGAUUCCUUUGAAUGCACUCAAGUUUAAUGAGUUGAAGUUUGUUCUUGGCUUUAUGCUGCUGCUCCUAAAAUGCAGGCCAGCUUGCUAUUUUUUUAAUUGCAGGACCUAUAACUCUAUAAGUACUUUCAAUUUACAAGGCCUA
Molecule: messenger RNA, 1258 nt
Organism: Chenopodium quinoa (quinoa)
Lineage: Eukaryota; Viridiplantae; Streptophyta; Magnoliopsida; Caryophyllales; Amaranthaceae
Exons: 3
Coding region: 145-774 (209 amino acids)
Source: RefSeq, a predicted model, not a curated record